Molecule: messenger RNA, 873 nt
Organism: Argentina anserina (silverweed cinquefoil)
Lineage: Eukaryota; Viridiplantae; Streptophyta; Magnoliopsida; Rosales; Rosaceae
Exons: 1
Coding region: 1-873 (290 amino acids)
Source: RefSeq, a predicted model, not a curated record
AUGGGUACUUUGAUAGGGCAUGUAAUACCAGGCUUUGGGUUUGUAUUAAUUGGAUUAUGGCACCUUUUCAACCACAUAAAGCUCCAUAUUCAACGUCCCAACUCCUACACAACACCAAUAUGGUUUCCCGCCUCCAAGUUCAAGUACUUGGAGCUCUUGUUGAUCAUCAUAGGUUCAUCAGCCUCUGUUGCCAUGGAACUCUUCGUCGCCCCCGAGAAACACCAACCGUUUGACAACGACAGAACCAUCCCUUCAAAACAUCUCCACAACUUCGAGGACGCAACGAUAUCCAUGACCUUCUUGGUCUACGCUUCCUUCGCUAUCGUUCUCGACAAGUUAGCUCCUCGAGCUCGCCAUGGUCUUACCCAAAUCCUCGGAGCCAUAGCCUUUGGUCAGCAACUACUACUUUUUCAUCUUCAGUCUACUAACCACAACAGACCUGAGGGCCAGUACCACUUGCUUCUUCAGCUUGUUAUUCUUGUCUCCUUUGUCCCAACCCUAAUGAGACUUGGUUUCCCGAGGAGCUUCUUGAUUAGCUUUGUGAGGUCACUCAGCAUAUUCUUCCAAAGUAUCUGGCUUAUGGUCAUGGGGUUUAUGCUUUGGACACCUGAGUUGAAUAGUGGGUUCCUAUAUCAUUUGGCUAAAUUUCAUGGACUCUCAAGAGAUGACCCUAAUCAACAUCUUACUAUGUUCCAGUUCAACUGUGAGACCAUGUGCCCCAGAAGAGCUGAUAUUCAGAUAGUGAAGAUGAGAGUGUUUCCAUAUUCAUCAGAGGAUCGAGUUCAAAAGUGGUUGUUUGAGGUACCUGCUGGUCGUGUUACUUCAUGGACAAAAAUGGUGAAUGCGUUUUUGUCGAAGUAUUUUCACUCAUGA